Scylla paramamosain (green mud crab) is the source of this 3401-nucleotide messenger RNA. RefSeq names its product striatin-interacting protein 1 homolog (gene Strip). Gene Ontology annotation, biological process: cytoskeleton organization. The record is from RefSeq and is a predicted model, not a curated record. NCBI's taxonomy places the organism in Eukaryota, Metazoa, Arthropoda, Malacostraca, Decapoda, Portunidae. Gene Ontology annotation, cellular component: cytosol.
CCCAUAAUCUGAAUCAAGAUCCCCGUGGAGGUCUCCGUGGCGGGAAGAGGAGCAGCUGUGUGUGCGCCCAGACUUUUUCUCCCAGGCAGGCUGUUCAAGCAUAAGAGCACAAUAUUCCCCGUAAUAAGCAAACAAGAUGGCGGGCUACGAGCGUACACUAUUACUAUGGAGACUAAUGGCGAGGGGCGGCGGUCUGCUCCCAAGCUGAGAGAAAUAUUCACCAGGCAGCGGCAGGACUCGGACGCUAGUAUGACCGACUGCCCUGACAUUGAAUUCAACUAUGACGACGCUGACUUACCAGAGAAUGAGGUCACCGAGCUGUACUCCUACACUGAGGGCCCAGAGUACCAGCUCAACCUCAAGGCAUGGGAGGAGGUGUGUGGGGAGCUGGGGGUGGUGCCGCUGUGGCAGUCAGCAUCAGAUGUGAGCCACCGUGCACUCAUCAUCCGCCUAGCAGACCACCUUGAGCUGUCAUCCCGCACACACCGCAUGAGAGCAGCCCGGGCCAUCCUGUACAUUGUGCAGGGUUGCUGGGGUGAGGUGCAGAGUGACCGGGAGCAGGGCAUGUGGGCGCGACGCAAUGUGUUCCUGCUGGUGCAGUGUGGUGUGUGGGCAUCCUUCCUCCAGCUGCUGCACCUCGAGAUUGACAAUGUUGGGAACUCAGAGGGGCAGCGCAAGUUGGCGGUGUCAGCCAGCCUGGCAGAUUCGGCUGACCUGCGGGUGAUCCUGUCCGUCAUGUACACCAUUGUGGAGACGCUCAGGGUGCCAUGCGAUGAGGACAAUGAGGCACAGACGCAGACCAGGUUAUGCUUUUGUGAGGAGCUUGGGCAGCCACAGGGAGAGGAUGGGGAGCUGGUGGCCAUGACCCUGCUAGGGAUGGUGACCAAGUUCUGUAACUCGUCAGCCCCACACUUCCCCAUCAGGAAAGUGCUGCUGCUGCUCUGGAAGGUGCUGCUUUCCUCCCUGGGUGGCACACAGCAGCUGGCCAUCAUGAAGAAUGAGUACCGGCAGAAGCACGGGCUGCAGCCAUGUGAGGAGGACACCCUGGCCGUGGCGCGCACCAUGAGGGCCUCCUCUCCCCCUGCCUCUGCCGCUGACCUCAUAGAGCAACAAAACAACCAGAAGAGGCGGCCAUUCAGAAGGCAAGGGCUAAUGAAGCAGAGCAGCCUGGAUGACAGUGUGGGGGAGCUGGACCUGACAGCCGCAGCAGAUGACGAUGACCAGCCAACCAAUGACAUUGAUGAGCCCCCAGACCUGCCCCAGCCACCCUCACCCCGCCCCGGCACCCCUGUCGCCAAUCACACCACAAACAAGGGCCUGCCGUGGACGCCCAAGGUGAGGCAGAAGGACAUCGACUCCUUCCUGGACAACACUCGCAUCAAGUUUGUUGGGUUCCAGCUGCAGGGCGACCGCACCUCCCUGGCCGGCCUGCCACAGCCCAUCCAUGAAGGGGUCAAGGUGCUCAGCAAGCAUGUGUACGUGUCCCUGUCAGAGAAGCAGAUCCGGCAGGAGGAGGAAAUGACCAAGAACCCAUUGUCUCACCCAGAGAUAGAGGUUCCCCAGACACCUGCCGAGAUUCUGUACCAGGCCAUGCUGCCCACACUUCCCCAAUGCAUGAUCGCCUUGCUCAAGAUCCUUCUGGCUGCUGCCCCAACCUCCAAGGCCAAGACAGACUCCAUCAACAUAAUGGCUGACGUUCUGCCUGAGGAGAUGCCCAUGACAGUGGUGCAGAGCAUGAAGCUUGGCGUGGACGUCAACCGCCACAAGGAGGUGCUGGUGAAGGCCGUCUCUGCCACACUGCUGUUGCUCCUCAAACACUUCCGCCUCAACCAUGUCUACCAGUUUGAGUUCAUGUCGCAGCAUCUGGUCUUCGCCAACUGCAUCCCACUCAUCCUCAAAUUCUUCAACCAGAACAUCAUGGCUUAUGUGCAGGCCAAGAACUGGAUACCUCUGCUGGACUUCCCGGCAUGCGUGAUCGGCGACCCGCCAGAGAUGACGGCAGAGGCGCUGGAGGCUGGCACUGCGGGGCUGGGGAGCGGCAACACCAGUCCGGGGGGCAGCACUUGCAGUCCUGGAGGUGGCAUCACAGGGGAUGGUGGCGGCAUCAUCAACCAGGGCACCGUCACCUGCUGCUGGCGGAACAUGUUCUCCUGCACCAACCUGCUGCGCAUCCUCAACAAGCUGUGCAAGUGGAAACACUCGCGCAUCAUGAUGCUGGUGGUGUUCAAGUCAGCACCAAUACUCAAGAGAACACUCAAGGUGAAGCAUGCCAUGAUGCAGCUGUACGUGCUCAAGUUGCUCAAGAUGCAGACCAAGUACCUGGGGAGGCAGUGGCGCAAGACCAACAUGAAGACAAUGAGUGCCAUUUACCAGAAGGUACGGCACCGGCUGAACGAUGACUGGGCAUACGGCAAUGACCCUGAUGCACGGCCAUGGGACUUCCAGGCAGAAGAGUGUGCGCUGCGGGCGUGUGUGGACCGAUUCAACUCCCGCCGAUACAACUCCAGCAUUGACCCGGAGUUUGAGCCACUGGACAACUGUGUGACGAGUGUCCUAGGCCGGCCAGUGGAGCUGACAGAGGAGUUCAAAAAGCACUACGAGGUGUGGCUGCAGCAGGAGGUUUUCUCAGCCUCUAUAGACUGGGACCAGCUCCUUGUCCCAAACAUAUGAGUGAUGGCAGCAGACAAACACAUGUGAUACAAACUUUAUUAUUACACAGUGUAGACUUUGUGCUAUAUAUGUGUGUGAAUGAGAAAGUGUGUGUGUGUGUGUGUGUGUGUGAAAAUCUUUAUGACAGUAUAGAGAGCUUGUGCUGUAUGUGUGUGAGUGAGAGUGUAUGAGUGUGCGUGAUUGUGUGUGAAAACCUUCAAUACAGUGUAGAGAUCUUGUGCUAUAUCUAUAUGUGUGAGUGAAAGAGUGGCUGUGUGUGUGUACGUGAAAACCUUGCAUUUUACCAACACCCAGAAUCCUGAUACUGUUGAAAUGUAAGAUUCAGUCAGUAUCUUGCAGAGAGUGAGACGUGACAGUCAGUGGGAUAGAUUGAAGCCUCCACAGACCUGAGAUGUACUAGUGGCGUGAAUGCCUGACAAUUGUGCCAUCAGGAGGCAGAUCUGACCUCACACUCCCACUUAGCUUCUCCUGCUGUGGUGUUCCUCUGUACAGUUUCUCAAUCAUUGUGUGGUAAAGAAGAGAAGAGUGGCUACCAAACACAGGUUAUGCACGUAUUGAUUAGAGAGUCCGUUAGGAGAAUCUCAGUGACAGACUUACUUGAUUCCUUUUGUGUGUUAUCUUAUGUUGUCUGGUGAAAUGAUUUGUUAGAGGUAACUGUUCUGGCGUCGACAAGGUUACAUCUGUUGAAUUAUUCUUUGAUGAAGCUUUAAUUACAAUUUAUGAAGUGGAAA